ACCCGGAAAUCUUUUGAUGUGGCAGGGUCUCGGUUUAACUCUAUGAUCCGACAAAUGUUCUAAUGUCGCAUAGCCUAAAUGCUGUGUUUUGGGGGUUUUUUCCCCAGCUACUACAAUACUGAUCAAACCAAAGUCUGAAAAGACAUCCGGGUUGCCAGAUUGUCACUGCGUGUACAGCCAUGGAAAGUCCAAAGCACGUUUUCACUUACACCAACAAGGAUUUUGCGCACGAUGUGUGCCGGACUGAUGGGAAAAUGACUGACAGGACGUCCAGGUUUGAUGUCGCCCUGAGAUGUGGCUGGGCGGAGAUGAUGAAUGCCGGGCUUUUCAGAUAUCAUCUGGCGCAUCUGGAGACGCGUGUGUUACCCGGGGAGUGCGGAUAUAUCGCCCAGCUCAACGUUCAGAGAGGCAUCGAGAGGAGAAAACCUCAGAUCAUCCUGAGCGUCCAGCAGCAGCUCGAUCCCAAACUCUUUAACUUCAAUAAAAUCAAUUCGGCCGAAAUCUUGUUUGAAAUGCGCAGAGAGGAGGAGGAGGAGGAGAUUUCCGCUCAGAAAGGAUGCGCUCAAAACGGAACACGUGCCUCGUGUGUUGUGAUCAUAAACACGAGUCCGUUAGAGUUUGGUCACUGCUUGCUGGUACCCGAACCUUCCCGGUGCCAUCCUCAGAUCUUAACGCCCUUCGCGCUCCAAAUCGGGCUCGAGUCCUUGUUUCUGAGCGCUGAUCCCGGAUACCGAGUCGGGUUUAACAGUCUCGGGGCGUUUGCCUCUGUUAAUCAUCUACACCUUCACGGAUAUUACUUGAAUCACGCUUUAAGGAUCGAGUGCGCCGGCACAGAGCUCAUCCUUCCCCAAAAGCGCUUGUACCGGCUUGUGGACUUUACGAAAGCAUUCAUGUUCUACACGGACCGCCACGAGGAAACACGCACCACCGCCGCCACCGUCUGCAGGCUCACAGACCUUCUGGUCGAGAGAAAUAUCGCCCACAAUGUCUUCAUGACCCGAGGCUGCCAUCCAGACAGUGAAGACAAAGCCCUGUCCUUACUGCGCCACGGCGUGCGCAUCUUCAUCUGGCCCCGAGUGUCGUGUUUUGGGGCCAAACAGGAGUCAGCCUUUAACGUGGCUCUGUGCGAACUGGCCGGCCAUCUUCCCUUUAAAAACAGAAAGGACUUUGAGGGCUUGGAUGAGGAUGGGGUCAGAGCAAUUGUUCAGAAGUACCUUCUCAGUGACCAAGAGUUUGCUGACUUGCAACAACAAAUUAUUGAAAAAUUAUAAACAGAGGGGCGUAGUGGUUAGCACUGUCGCCUCACAGCAAGAAGGUUCGAGCCCAGCGGCCUUUCUGUGUGGAGUUUGCGUGUUCUCCCCAUGACUGUGUGGGUUUCCUCCGGGUGCUCCGGUUUCCCCCAAAGGCUAAUUGGUGGCUCUGAAUUGACCGUAGGUGUGAAUGUGAGUGUGAAUGGUUGUUUCUCUCUGCCCCUUUUCCACCAAAGCAGUUCCAGGGCUGGUUCGGGGCCAGUGCUUGGUUUAGAACCAGGUUUUCUAUUUCCACUGACAAAGAACUGGCUCUGGGGCCAGAAAAACCGGUUCCAGGCUAGCACCAACUCUUUGCUGGGCCAGAGGAAAGAACCGCUUACGUCAGCGGGGGGGAGGCGAGUUGUUAAGACCAACAACAAUAACAAGACCGCGAAAGAUCGCCAUUUUUAAGCAACGAGAAGCAGCAGCUGUACAAACGCGAAGUCAUCCAUUAUUAUUGUUGUUGUUGUUGUUGCUGCUGCUGCUUCUUCUGUGUUGUUUUUGCUUCGAUAUUCGUGCCAAGGUUUAUGCAAACAUAACUGACGUAUACAGCGACAUAAUGACGUGGCUUCCCUUAGCACCGCGAGCUAUGGAAAAGCAAACUGGUUCUCAGCUGGCUCGCAAGUUGAAUGAGUUGUGAACCAGCCCUGGAACUGAUUUGGUGGAAAAGGGGUAUAUGUGUCAGCCCUGUGAUGACCUGGCGACUUGUCCAGGGUGUACCCCGCCUUUCGCCCGUAGUCAGCUGGGAUAGGCUCCAGCUUGCCUGUGACCCUGUAGAACAGGAUAAGCGGCUACAGAUAAUGGAUGGAUGGAUGAAUUGACUGAGUGUGAAUGGUUGGUUUUCUCUGUGUCAGCCCUGCAACUUGAUCAUGGGCCUCUCGCCCAUAGUCAGCUGGGAUAGGCUCCUGUGACCCUGUAGAACAGGAUAAGCGGCUACAGAUAAUGGAUGGAUGGAUUCUAAACAGAACUGCUGAGUAUUUAUGCAAAUUAAAGGUGCUGUGUAUAAAUAUGUUUCUAGAUGUCACCUAUAAUAACCAUAGGACUUCAAGGAUACCUUAGAAAAAUUUACUCAUUCAUUCAUUCACUUUCAGUAACCACUUGUCCUGAUCAGGGUUGUGUGUGAGGACCUUAGAAAUCUUGCCCUGCAAUGGAUCAGGAUAUUUUCUGCAGUUUGCCUUCAAGGCAGCAGAGGGCUCUAAAAAUUAAAUUACUUGAAUGACUUGACUUGUUCUCUUAUAUGUAAGUGACUUGAUCAUGUAUCCAUGUUAUAGUCAGAGAUGUCCAGAAGUGCCGACAACCAGUGUUUUUUUUUCUUUUUUUCUUUCCACCUACACAGACGGUCUGCGCCGGCUACUCAAUCCCAGAAAAAAAUAAAUUAAAUAAAAAUUUGCCUUUCAAUGUUCAAGUGAUUUUUACAUUGUCUCUGCUGCCCAUAAUUUGCUGCAAAUACAAUUAUUCCACCACAAAAUUGUCUUUGAUUCGGGUCUAGCAUGACUGGAAGCAACACCAUAUCUGUUGAUUGAUUCUCGUGCUCUGAUUGGCUGAGCCGGACCAUGUGACCACGCCUUAGCAAACAGUAAAGUCACAGUUGGUUGUUGUUGCAGACGAUUUUGUUCAGUUUUCACAAAAUAUUUUGUAAUGUAAUUUACACGUGCACCAAAUAAGCUCACCAUGUUACAGAGCCAGGCACAGUGCCGUAUUAAGCCAAUGCGGUGCCCCUGGGCACUAUACCUCAAGUGCCCGCGCGCACGCGUUCAGUAACCUCCUGCACACACUCACAAACCUUGCCCUUUGCUGUCAAAAAUAGUAGCAUAUACAUAAACAAUAGUACACAUAAACAAGGUCAUUCUUCCUCAUUGAAAAUGUAUGAAGUAGGCUACAUCAGCCCAUCAAAUUCACUGAAAACAACCAACGAUAUGCAUGUAGGCAUAUUGAAAUGUCUUAUUCAAAAAUGAGCAGCAUUUGUAUGUCUCAAGGGGAUCCUCGUCGUGUUUUUAUUAAAAAAAAAACACGAUCUAACACUGGAACAUUUUUAAUUGCAGCUACAUGCCUGGAGUCUUUCUCUUUUUUUAUUUUCUCUUCGCACAACCACUCAAUUGAUGUCUUUCCAUUUUUCAUUUCUACCGCGGUUUUUAAAAAAUUGAUACAUUUCACCGUAGGUGGACUGGCUCAACUGACAGGUUGAGGAAAGGGGGGUUAAUGGUCACAUAGGCCACUCUUGCUCAGAAUUAUGAUUAUUGUUGUUCUUAUGAAAUUAGUGUUCAUAAUGAAUUAUAUAUGACUAUUUAACAAUGUC
This is a messenger RNA of Neoarius graeffei (lesser salmon catfish), 3585 nucleotides long. RefSeq names its product GDP-D-glucose phosphorylase 1 (gene gdpgp1). Gene Ontology annotation, molecular function: GDP-D-glucose phosphorylase activity. Lineage: Eukaryota; Metazoa; Chordata; Actinopteri; Siluriformes; Ariidae. Bases 180 to 1271 code for a protein of 363 amino acids. The transcript has a single exon. Gene Ontology annotation, biological process: glucose metabolic process. The record is from RefSeq and is a predicted model, not a curated record. Gene Ontology annotation, cellular component: cytoplasm.